Messenger RNA from Spodoptera litura, 1869 nucleotides. RefSeq lists its product as uncharacterized. The record is from RefSeq and is a predicted model, not a curated record. NCBI's taxonomy places the organism in Eukaryota, Metazoa, Arthropoda, Insecta, Lepidoptera, Noctuidae.
UCAUUUAUUUCACAACCAGAUCCAGGGUAUACCUAGAGAAGAGAAUCUCAUUCAGCAUUAAUGAUUGCAAGUGCAGAUUGUUGUGUAGAUAAACAAAUAAAGCAUAAUAAGUCCUUGACAUGGUAAAACAUACCAUUCAACACGACUGAAUCCUUAUCGCUAUCGUAAACUUUUUAACGAGCACUUGUUCAUUGUUAAUUUCGUAAACAAUAACAAGAUAGGUAACUACUUUUUAUGAGGAAGAAGCUAUUGAGCAUUCAGCCGUAAAAUUAAACUAGCACUGACCGCAUAUUGCUUUCGUAACGAACAUGUUUCCGUAUUUUAAUGAAUUUAAGAUAAUAAUUUUCUCAUAUUGGAUACAUGCAGUGCUUCCGAUGUCUUCAAUAUCAGAUAAAAAUCCAUCGUCGUAUCCCGCUGAGUGGAACAGUGAUAUAGCAGAAUAUUUAGUGGUAAAAGGGUUAGUGCCAAAUGACAAAGAUUUACCAAAUGAAAAAAGUUUGGCAAGCGCUUCGAUAGUAAAAGACAUGGAUAACGACGUCACGUAUCUUCUUUCGAAAUUACCCGACGCCGAAUUAAUUAAGUUACUAAAUGAACAACCCAGUAAAUCUGAAUAUAAUAUAAAUGACAUCGUCAAACUUGCUACUAAAUAUACGACUAACUUAGCCCCGCCAAAAGAUAAAGAAACUAUCUUGAGUAAAUCUCUUGCACAAUUUAAAAGCGUAUUUGAGAGUCCCAAGAAAAAUAAGAAAAUUUCAACAAGUUUAGAGAAACCUAAACAAGAAGGGCCAGUCUUUCGGCUAGAAGAUAAAGAAGUAGACCCAUUCGCUUCCAACCGAGGUGCUGAUCCUCAAUAUGUCGCUGUACAAAAACUGAACAAUUUAUUGUACAGUCAUCCUUCAGAAGUGGAAUCAGACACAAAGAACGAUGAUGAAGAUAAGAAGAAAGAAUUGUUAUUUGAUGUACUCGUCGCUCAAUUAAAAACACUUUGUUGCAAACGUAAUAAGCCAUCUAAAAAGAAGGAUAAAACUAAAUUGAAACUCAAAGCUUUAUUGAACGACAUUAUGCCACAACCAAUUAUUCAGAAACCUUACGUACCAGACCACAAAUACACACAAACCACAACGCCAAACGAACACAUGUUUUUAAUAAUAAAUGACGAAAUUAAAAGUAAUGGAAGUGACGAUGGACUUAUAUCGGUGGAUCCAGAGAGUCUUGGUUCGAACAGCAGUGUGAUGUUACUAGGACCCAUAGCAACACCUCUUUCCGAAGCACAACUAAAAAUUGUGAUGAUGCGCAUUACAAACGAACUGUCGAAACCGGAGUAUAUACCACUAUUGCAGCAAAUAUCUGAAGGUACACUCAGUGAUGAAAAUAUAAGGCUUGUGAACAGCUUGGUAUCAGGACCCCAAACACGAAGAUAUAUUAAACCUCACAGGUGUAACCAUCAGUCCAAACUAGCAAAAGUAUAUGGAGGCCCCAAAUGGCUAGUUUGUACAGGAUAUUUAAAUUUAAAUGCGGCUAGCUUAUAUGAUUAAAUUUAAUUCUUCGCACAUUAUCUCUUACAUUUAUGUUUUUGCUGGUUUAGAGAAACUACAGGCACUUCUAACUAAAAUAUUUUUCUUAAAAAAAUAUUAAGAAAAAUAUUGGCCUACAUAAUAACAGCUAUUUUAAGUCAAAGUGUCUGUUAAGAAAAAUUCACAUCUAUAACAAGAAUAUUAUAAAAACCUAAAAGCGUUAAAAAUAUAUCUGUAAGCAUUUUCAUACGUACACUUAUUAAGAUCUUGGCUUCCCGAGUUUCAUGAAAUAACUCUGGUUGCUGACAUACUUAACUAGAUAAUAUAAUUAUAAAUACAUAAAUAAUAUAAUAAA